Molecule: messenger RNA, 1047 nt
Organism: Pochonia chlamydosporia 170
Lineage: Eukaryota; Fungi; Ascomycota; Sordariomycetes; Hypocreales; Clavicipitaceae
Product: amidohydrolase family protein
Exons: 2
Coding region: 1-1047 (348 amino acids)
Molecular function (GO): hydrolase activity
Source: RefSeq, a predicted model, not a curated record
AUGGCCGACGACCAGCUCAUCCUCCCCAUCAUCGACUCCCACAUCCACCUCUACCCCAAAUCCGAAGUCGACUCCCUCGCCUGGUGCUCACCAUCCAACCCCCUCUACGGCCAGCGCUCCAUCGCCGAAUACAAAGAGGCCACCAAGUCGGCCCCCUCCCUCCUCGGCUUCGUCUUCGUCGAGACAGACCGCAAGAAUGACCUAGAGACAGGCAAGACCGACGGUUCAGGAUGGGAAGCUCCCCUCCAAGAAGUCAACUGGCUCAAGAGAAUUGCCCUCGGGCAACCUAAAGAAGGGGAGGGCCACACCGCCGACGACGCAAAGCUCUGUCUGGGAAUUAUCCCCUGGGCACCGCUACCGAGCGGCAAGGACGUCAUGGAGAAGUAUUUGGACAGGGUGAAGGAGGAGGCGGGCGAGGCGUGGCCCAAGGUCAAGGGAUUUAGGUACCUCCUGCAGGAUAAGCCGAACGGGACGAUGCUGACGGAGGAUUUCAUCGAGAGCUUAAGGUUGCUGGGGAGGAGGGGGCUGGUGUUUGAGGUGGGUGUUGAUCAGCAUAGGCGUGGGAAGAAGCAGCUGGAUGAAUUGGUGGAGAUGAUUGACCGGGCUCACGAUGGUGUUGAGGAGGAUAAGAAGGUGACCUUCAUUUUGAAUCACCUCUGCAAGCCCGAUCUUACAAUUUACAACAUCACUUCCGACCCUGCGUUCCACGCCUGGCGCACAGCCAUGUACACCCUCAGCAAAGCAUCCAACACAUACAUGAAGCUGUCUGGUGGCUUCUCCGAAAUGCCCGAGGCGUUGCGCACACAGGAACCCGGUCACAUUUUCCAAUCGACACUGGGAUGGCUGGGCAUUGUGCUGGCGACAUUUGGUCCCUUCCGCAUCAUGUAUGGCAGCGAUUGGCCUGUGUGUACGCUGGAGGGAAUGGGUGACGAGGCGUGGCCGAAGUGGAAGGAGGUUGUUGAGAAGAUGUGUUGGAUGGCGACAUUGCCGGAUGAGGAACGGGCUAUGAUUUUUGGGGGCACCGCCAAGAAGGCGUAUAAUUUGUAA